AUGUCGGGGGGGCACGCGAACAGCCGCGAUCAGGACAGGGAGGACCGCCGGUUGGCGGAGAUGGACGCGAUGGGGUCGGAGGUGUUCAACCUCAAGCUCGCCGUACAGGAGUACGAGGACCGACUGGCGAAGCUGUACCAGACGGAGGACCGCUCCAAGUGGCGGGGGCCAGCGACCCUUCUGACCGAUCUGGAAGCCGCCGACCAGGAGGUAGACCGCUUGGAAAACACGGUCUCGAAGCUAAGGGACCAGCUUCACGGGGUAAGAGGCGGCGGCGGCAGCAGCAGCGAUGGCGGUGCCGGUGCCGGUGCCGGUGGUGGUGGUGGUGGUGGUGGUGACGGCGAGUACGACUCCACGUUGUGGCCGGACACCCCACGGCAUCAGGCGAGCGUAGAGGAACUCCGAGAGCAGAUUGCCGGGCUCGAGGAGGACAACAGAGUCCUCGCUAGUGCGGCCGGUUGGGAGCUCUGUGGCGCAUCAGAGGGGGAAGAGGAUGACGCGUUGCUAGUGCCAACGGGGCCAAGCCAGCGGGUACAGGCCAUCGAAGGGUUGAGCAACAGGAUGAAGAAGCUCUCCGCGCUGCUCGACUCGACCUUGGAGAGGGAAGCUGACGCCAGAGCGGCGGCAGAGGACGCCUAUUCAAGGAUGGAAGAUGCGAUCGCGAGGACAGAAGAACUGGAGGUAGCCGUGUCGCUCUACAAGAAGGAGAAGGAAUCCGCGCAGGGGCGCGAGAGCGCCCUCAGGACCGAGAUGGAAGAAGCACGCAGCAGGGCCGCGAACAGACCGCCGCCGGCCGACAAGGAAGGGGACGGGGAGGCGGUGUCGGCGGGGGCUGGGGUGGAGAAGGCCUCGAUGAGAGCCACUACGGGAACGAACACGGAAGAGGAAUGGCCCGCCGUCGAUGCCGCCAGCGACAAGUUGGAAGCCCUUGAGGCGGACGUGAAGCGAUGGCAGGAGACCUGCGACCACGCCAACGCCCAGAUGUUGAAGGAAAAAAGCCUGGCGGAGGAGACCGCCCGACGGCUAUCGGAGAAGGAGGCGGCGGUGCGAGAGCUGAACGCCAGAAUCACGGCAAUGGAGGCAGCGGCGGCGGAAGCGGAGGCCGCGGCGGCGGCAGCAGCUGCGGCUCCUUCCGCUGUUGGUGCGGGCGGUCGUUCUCCAACGGGUGUCCGACAGUCCCGAAACCCCGAAGAAGACGAAACCGUCUCCAGCGACCAAGAAGGAGAGAUGGAAGGAGAUGGCGUUUCGUCGUACGCUCCUCCUGCUUCUGUUGCUGCCGCCGGCGCCGCCGCCGCUGCUGCGAGCAGCGACAGCAACAGCGGUUCCGUGAGGUCCGCCGCGCUGACGGACAACGACGGGACGUGGAAGGGUCGGGCACGGGCGAGCGCGGACACGGUCACCGCUGCCGACGACGCCGUCAGGAGAAUCACGCCGGGGGCGGGCGCGGCAGACGACGGAGAUGACGACCUUGAUGUCUCGUCGCCGUCAUCGUCGCGGUGUGAGGGAGACGGCCACGGCCGAGCUGAUGGAGAAUUGGCGGUGACGGCGGCGUCGGUGUCGGCGGCGGCGGCGGAUUCACCAUCAGACCUCGUGUCAGGUGAAGAUGAUUUCCACGACGACAAGAGGGCUGGGCAAGGGGAGAGUCGUGGUGGCACACGGCGGCCGCAGCAGCAGCAGCGGUCGCCCCGGGGGGCGGACGCGGGGUGCAAGACGAAGGAGCCUGCCGGAGGGCGAGGGGGGGUGCCGGCGGGGGAACAGCAGUUGCGGCAGAAGCAGCACGACGCCGAAACGCUCGACCUCGAGUAUUUGUCUGGGUCGUCGGGAAGGAGGAGGACGAGGAGGAGAAGGAGGGAAGAAAUUGCGCCCCUUGUUGGCGGCGGCGAUGGUGAUGGUGACACCGACGAGGACGAGCUCUCGACGGCGGAGUGCUCCGCGGAGACGGGAGUUGUCGGCGGCGGUGGCGGUGCUGGUGGCGGCGGUAACGCUGUCGGGGUUGGCUUCGACUUCUCCUCGGAGGUUCAGGAAGAAGGGGAGGAGGACGGGCGAGGACAGGAAGGGGAACAACAACCGGUCGGUGUACGUCUAGAUCGAUCUGACGGGCUGGACAGGAAAGACCAACGGCUUGCGUUCAGUCGAGAAGCAGCACACGCCUUGCCGCCGGUGUCGCCUGCAGCGGAGGACGACGCGGAGCAGCAGCAGCAGCAGCAGCACAAUGGUUGGCAGCACACUCAAGACCAAGGAACAAGUGUCAUCAGCCCGGGACAGCGCCCGGCAACAGGAGCAGCGGCAACAGCGGUAGUCUUGGGGAGCGACGAGCUCGCCGCGGCUACCCUACGUGCGGAGAGCGCCGCCCUCCGGGCCGAGGCCUCCGCGCAGCGGGCGGCCCUAGCCGCGAAGAGCGCCCGCGUCGACCGAGAGGGGGCCGAGAUGUCGGCGCUGGAGGCGAACGCGGCGGUGGCGGCGAUGGCGCAGGGGACGAAGUCAGCCACCGGCGCCGGCGCGGACCCCGCCGCAACGGCCGCCCCCGUUCACGGGUCGUUCGGAGGCGGAAACGUGUCGCCGCGUCCACCGGCCGGCAGAGAGUCGCCGACCGCGAGCUUGCAGCACCAGGAGCAGGAGCAGCCGUCCCGCGACGGCAUAAUGCACCACCACCGACCGGCGAGGGAAGAGGAUACGGAGGCGUCGUCCCUCGGGAGCGGGGUCACGCGGAGCUCGGAGGCGGGCUCGGGCAGGUUGCGGGCGUCCGGUCGUGCGCAAGACGUGGACUACUGGAACCGGCCGGCCACAAUGGCGGCGGCGAUGGCGGCGGUGGCAGCUGUCGCAAGAGGAGAUGAAAGUGCGCAACGCGAACGGAGAACGGGGGGGGCGAAGCCCAAGCCUUCGGCGGCGUCGUUGUUGAACGGAGGGAGUGAGACGGGCAAGAGACUCGCUACAACAGGCGGGGGGGCUGCAAGAGGCGAAGGUAUCGACAUCGUGCUGAACAACGACCACGGGUCCUUUGCAGGCACUCUAACGGGGAGGAGUUCAUCCGAGGCAUCAUUCGGUGCCCCGCCGCUGCCUCUGAGCGAAGCGGCGGCAACCGUUUCGCGGGAGGCAUCACGGCGACGGCAACGGAUACUCAAGCACGUGGAGGUGGGCCGCGGCGGGCAGGAACACUACCACGACGCCGCCGCCGCCGCCGUCAGGCGGUGCAACAGUCCCGCCGAGACCUCGGGACCCUCGUUCGGCGGGGUACCCGCCGACGCUUCUGCCACGGACGGCGGCGGCGCCGUUCUCGUGGACGAUGGCUUCUACGGAGAUUGUUUCUCUCCUCUGGAGCGGCGGUCAGCCUUGGCUAUGCCCCCGAGAACGAUCCCCCACCCUCGAGGGUGGGACGGCGGGGCGGUGGGUACCUCGAGGCCUAAGGCCAAGGCCACUAAGAAGAGAAAGAAUCGGUCGACUGCCGCCGCCGCCGCCGCCGCCGCCG
This is a messenger RNA of Ectocarpus siliculosus, 3466 nucleotides long. The record is from the annotation of a GenBank genome assembly. NCBI's taxonomy places the organism in Eukaryota, Phaeophyceae, Ectocarpales, Ectocarpaceae.